AUGACAAGAAAUAUUGAAUUUAUCAAUGAGACUCAUGUACCUACCUACCUUUCCCCUCAGCUCAGCAAAGGACACCAGCCAGCUGGGAGGCUGGCAUAUGGACAAGUUGCCAUGCUGCCGAACCCCAGUGAUCUGGCUAGUCUCCACGACAAGUUGCGCGUUGAAGAGUCGGAUCUGGAUGCUGUCUUAACCAUAGGAACCUUUGCCGAUAAGCUGAGGGAAUUAAUCUUUCAAACUUUAGGAUUGCAUGCAACUUCCCCCGCCCCCGCGCUUCAUCAAGUGCGAUUUUAUCAGCAAGAACCUGUUCAGGAACCACCCGUCCAGUCCCACAGGUCAUCAUCUCCAUUGACGGAGCUCUCUGAGCACUCGGAGCGCUCAUCAUCACCAUCAACGGAGAUAUGCGAAGUCGAGGAACGCUUGCCUGAACAGCCACCUUCCCCAUUCCAUGCAUUCCAUGAACCAACCUCAAAGGCUAAUCGCCUUGUCCAUUCCUCUUUGAAGAGACCCGCGGAGAUCGAUGAAACCGUCCAGCAUAAGGGAAAGCAACGGCGUACCGAGUUUGUUCCUGCUGCCUAUGUUCCAUCAAAGCCAGCACAAGAUUUCACCCCGGCCCAGAUGGUUAUUCAACGGAAAAUGGCAUUCGAAUAUGUACAAAAGAGCAUUCGCGACGGUCAUGUUGUUUCUUUGGAUUAUGACCUCGCAGUGGCAAGGUUCCUGCAGGAGACAUCGCAUCUCAAUCUAGGGGACAUACCACAUGCAGUCGACCUUGUGCUAGCGGGAUCGGAGCGCCAAGGGCUGUCGACUUCACUACAAAGUGACGCUUACCAGUGCGCCAAGUACAUCAAGAAAACAUUGCUGGCCUACGAGUCCGAUCCACAGCAGGGAAAACCCUUUGCUCUACGUUAUCCCAACUUACACGCUUUGAGAGCCCGCGCCAUGACAAAUAUUGCCUCCAUGCGCGCGAUGCCGUCCGACAUCCCUGUUAUUUUGCUCGACAUUGCUGGGCGAGUGCUCGCAAUUGGACUGCCUCCAAAACGACAUGAUACGCCUGCCACUAAGGACAGCCUGGUACACCCUGCUGAGAAUGAAGUGCCAAUAGUCGCUUAUAUUCAAAAUGAAGCGAGUCAACCCCCUAAUGGAAACCAUCAGCGUGUUCGGGACCGACAAGGAUGGCACAUUACUCAUAAUUACACCCACACUGCUAAGAACAGCGCCGUGAAGCCUACCAUGGAUCGGGCGGUGAGAUCCUUUCAAAAAUCAUAUGACGUACCAGCUGCCAAUCACGUAUAUUCUUACCCACAGGAGCGCGCACUCCUUGCUUGCCUUGGCUUGGCAAGAGUAUAUAACCUACCAAUUGUGGACCAAGAACUCUUCGACCAAGCGCCCAAGAACCGUCCCACAAGUCUGACACCUUUUCCACUCACUUUGAAGAGCGGGUCACAGCUCUCCCAAUCUAGUAGCGAAGUUUCCGCACAUAUUGGGUCGAUAUAUGGAUCGGUCCAGUAUCAGUUGAUUGGGUAUGGCUUAGGUGCGGGCUCCCGGCGAUAUCCUCAGAUCAAUUCAGCCAAUAUUGCCGAUAAGAAGCUGGCCUUUGGUCCGGCUCGCCAGGGAUCUCUGACCGCCAAUGCCGCAUGGCAACAGUGCGCUGUUGGCCGAGAAAACCUACCGCAGGCACUUCAGAUGGGGAAUGGCCCACUAUACAAGGCACGCGAAAAUGCCAGAGUCACCAUUGAGUUGGGUUGGCAGUACGAUGUGGCCCUUGCAGUUAUUCUGGGUGUGCAGCCAGAGGCGUACAGAAUAGCGAAUCAGAACAUCGAUUUACUUUCUCGGGAGGGCGAUGUGCUUGUGCGACAACGGCUCGCUGACACGCGUCAUCGAAUCCUGUGUGCUAUGGAGCCAAAUGAAGCGGGCAGUUCAUACUUGAUGCACCUCGAUCUAAUCUCUAAAACCAUCGAGGCCUGGUUACACUAUAUACCAAUGACCGCCGGGCUGGCUGAAUGCCUAGAAGCUGUCACGGCGCUUGCUGAUAAUGAAAUGGAAUCAUUCAAAAAACUUACAUCAAAAUCAAUCCACCUAGAACGUGUUUCCAAACAGGAUGACUUGAAAACCAACACAGCCAAGCACAAAAGUAAUAUACUUCAUACCCCAUCAAUGAGUUCAUUUAAAUCUCUAGCGACACUGGAUAUCUAUAUGACUCCACUGGACAAGGUGGACGAUGCACUCAGUGUGUCUGGAGCACUGCGCCAUCUGGUCAACACUCAACAAGAUACGUCUCCGACACUGAAUAUGCCCCAGACCAACAAAAGAGCUCGCACACCGGACAAGAACAUAAGGAUCAAUCGGUCUCCCCGCCGUUCUGCAAGGCUCUCUUGCUCCGCAAAGAAGGUUACUACUCAAAGGUUGGAUCCAUUUGCCUCUGAUGGACCAUCAACCUCGGGAUGUGUCAAAAGGCAAAAGACGCAAAGUUCUGAUAGCCAAGAGGUUCAUCAUCCUACACACCGCUUGCCAACCGCCUCACCAUCUCCGAGUCAAAGCGCGAGAAUUGUACCUCCCACACCGGAGGUUCAUAGCUCAAACGUCCGAUCUCAAGAAAUCGAAAAUACAUUGAAUCUAUUGAGAACCCGCAGUUCUCCACCAUGUCCUUCUGUUGCUGAUAAGUCCAACUCGCUUUGGAACCAAAAGAUCGAUCUACAUCUCAGCGAAUCUGUCAAAAAACGAACCAUUCUUGUCACCGAAGUUUCCGCGAUACACAAGGCCUCACUUGUAUUAUUCAACACUUUGACAAAAGGCUCUUGCACUCAAUUCGACCCAGAUGAGUUGCUUUCUCAUCCUGUGACCUUCAGCAGCACAGGAGAGCCACGCAUCCAUGAAAAAUUAUUCACGACCAACAAGGGAACAAUAUGGUAUCAGCCACAGAUCUUCAAUUUUCUCACAAUCUCAACUUCUUCGCCGCCAGUUGGAAUUUUGAUUCAUGAGCGUUACCUGUGGGAGACAAUCAAAUUUUUUCACAAACCAAGUCCACAUUUUCUCGAACGGAGUAUGCACUACGUCCUGGCAGCGCUUGUUCUGAUAGGAACUGAUGCAAACAGGAUUCUCCCAGCCACUCAAAUCCCUCACCAAGCAGCUAUGUCUUCUGGGACCCGUAAUGCUGUCACAUGCUGGCACCACUUCAAAGAACUUUCCUCACUCCAAUCAAAUAAAAUUGUAGAUGAAAAAUCGGCAACCCCCGGUGGCUGUAUCGAGGAUCUGGACCGGUUAAUAAUGUUGAUCUACACAAUGAUUGAAACAUUUACAAGCAUAUGGGCCUCAACAACCCUCGAUGAAGAAAUCUCAAGACUGACAAACCUCAUAGCCAGUGCUGAAUCACCCAAGUCCGCGGAGGCCCUCACGACACUGAAAGAUGAGCUAACUGCAACUCGUAGUCAAAUCGUCAUAUCACCCAACAAUCUCCCAGCGCUUGCGAGCUUUCUCUGUUGCGGCGUCAAAGGCUUGAUGAUUUUCCCCAAAGACAAACACACCUUUGGGCCUCUCCGUGCAAUUAACUUCUUGCUUGUCACAGCUGAUCUCACAAAGCAGGGCCAAACGGUAGAAGAACCGAUCUGGAAAAGAACACAAGCAUACAUAGUGGACUUUAUGAAAGGCGUGAUUCAAUCAAGCAGAGAAUGGGUUCCAUGCGAAGUCAAUCGGUAUCAUCUGGCAAAGGCGCUGUUCCUUGAUUUUUCAGAUUUUUUUCUGGCGCGUGAUAUAAGAAAAAUUCCGAUACCAACAACAAGGAACUAUAAGGUCUUGGACAAGGAAUGUUCCUAA
Melampsora larici-populina 98AG31 is the source of this 3807-nucleotide messenger RNA. RefSeq lists its product as uncharacterized. The record is from RefSeq and is a predicted model, not a curated record. NCBI's taxonomy places the organism in Eukaryota, Fungi, Basidiomycota, Pucciniomycetes, Pucciniales, Melampsoraceae. The transcript is spliced from 9 exons. Bases 1 to 3807 code for a protein of 1268 amino acids.